AUGGACAGCUGUGGCAACGUAUGUGCUGCCACCACCCCGAGCGCGACGACGGAGAUCAAGCUUGAGCACAUGCCCUACACCCAGGAGGAGAUGGAGUUGCUCAAAGAGUUCGAGACUUUGGCAUUGUCGGUCUCGCGACCCCAGGAGAUGCUAUCCAGCCUCAAGCUGCAGCACACCGCGCUCCGGUCCACGAUGGUGGACAUGGAGGAUAUGCUGUCCACUUCGCAGAUGCAGCUGGCGCAGCUGGCGGCAAAGGUUGAAAAGGUGCAGAAGAUGCAUCGGGAACGCGAGAAGACGGUAGAAAGCCUCGGGAUUGGCGAGGAAGUCCGUGAAGCGACCGAGUCGGUCGAUGAGAACAACAUCACGGCUGAUGCACCCCAGGUGAUGGCCACUACGUCGGAUGUCGUGCAGGCCAUCCUGCAGCGUUCUGACUCCCAACAAGAGGCAAACAACAAGACCGGCAAGACCCAUUAUCUCCUCGAGAAGGUAAGGGAGAGCCAUAAGCCGACCCUCACAUUCAAGGCCUUACCGCCGAUUGAAAAGGGUUUUUGGCCCUUCUUGACCGCGCUGUGCAAGAGGGUGACGAAGAGCUACUAUUUCGAGUGCAUCAUCUCCCUGGUGAUUGUGGCGAAUUCCGCGAUGUUGGGCGUCGAGAGCCAGAUGUCCAUGGCAAACCAGAACCUGGACUGGGCGAGCCAGGCAGAGGCAUGCUUCAUCGUCGUCUACACCAUAGAGUGCAUCUUGAGGGCCAUCGCGGAGAGGUGGGGCGUACUUCGCGACGGCUGGUUCAUCUUCGACGUUAUACUCGUGAUCAGCGCAUAUGUCGAGCAGAUAUACGCGCUCGUUUAUGACGUCUCGGACCAGCAGGUCAUGGUACUCCGUGCUAUGCGCCUCAUCCGCUUGGUCCGUACCUUCCGUGACCAGGAAGCAGCUGGAGAUCUGCAGACUGUAGAUUUCAUGAUUGCAUCUGUCAGAAGUAUCGCCGUCGUUCUGGCCUGUGGUGAGGGCC
Molecule: messenger RNA, 1009 nt
Organism: Symbiodinium necroappetens
Lineage: Eukaryota; Dinophyceae; Suessiales; Symbiodiniaceae
Source: the annotation of a GenBank genome assembly